CUCACCCACCAUCAAACAAUGGCAACCUCGCUUCUCUUCUUCUUCUUCUUCUCCUUCGCUUCUCUCUUCUCCUCUUCAAUGGCUCUCUCCUGCUCCUCCUUCUCCUUCUCCAACAAUCGCACCUUCGUCUCCUGCUCAUCUCUCCCUCAUCUCAACGCCACCAUCCACUGGACCUUCGAUCCUUCAACCUCCUCCCUCUCCCUCGCCUUCACCGCCCCUCCCCCCUCUUCUUCCGGCUGGAUCGCCUGGGCCAUCAACCCUAAUUCCCUAACCAUGAUCGGCUCUCAAGCCCUAAUCGCCUUCAACGAUCCCACCAUCAAACCCCAAACUUUCAACAUCACCGGCUACUCCCCAAUCAAACCCUCCCCCAUCGAUUUCCCCACCUCCGAUCUCCAAUCCGAGUCCUCCUCCACCCACCUCACCCUCUUCGCCAAGCUCAAGCUCCCUCAAGGCUUGACCUCCAUCAAUCAAGUCUGGCAAGUCGGCACUUCCGUCACCUCCGGCUUGCCGGACAAGCACGAGAUGUUGCCUGAUAACUUGCAAUCCAUGUCCAAGCUUGAUUUGACCAAAGGUCAGCGAGUCACCACUGCGACGUCGACGCCCACGUCGCCGGCGCCGGCACCGCCGUCUUCCGCUCCAUCCGCCGCCGGUUCUCAUCGUUUGUUAUCGAAGGUUCGUGCCCGUGUUCUUUUUUUUAUUGAAUUUUUUCUCUUUUUUAUUUAUUUAUUUUGAUUCGUUAGGGCGCGCUUUUUUAUUCCGUUGUUGUUAUUUGCUAGAUUUGGAACGUUUCUUUUUU
This is a messenger RNA of Dioscorea cayenensis subsp. rotundata (Guinea yam), 796 nucleotides long. RefSeq names its product auxin-induced in root cultures protein 12-like. The transcript has a single exon. Bases 19 to 732 code for a protein of 237 amino acids. Lineage: Eukaryota; Viridiplantae; Streptophyta; Magnoliopsida; Dioscoreales; Dioscoreaceae. The record is from RefSeq and is a predicted model, not a curated record.